Neogale vison (American mink) is the source of this 462-nucleotide messenger RNA. Its product is annotated as double-headed protease inhibitor, submandibular gland. The coding region runs from base 1 to 462 and encodes 153 amino acids. The record is from RefSeq and is a predicted model, not a curated record. Lineage: Eukaryota; Metazoa; Chordata; Mammalia; Carnivora; Mustelidae. The transcript has 6 exons. Gene Ontology annotation, molecular function: protein binding; serine-type endopeptidase inhibitor activity.
AUGUGUGCCUCAGAGAAGCCACCCUCACUCAUCAUCACUAUGGAGAGCUUCACUGCUUUUGCCAUCUUUGCUCUUGUAGCCACCGCAUGGGCUGCCCCUCCACCUGUCGGUGAUCAAGCAGGGGGAAGAAAGGUGGACUGUUUCAAAUACAACACAACAGGCUCUGAGUUUGCAUGCUCAAGGAAAUGGGAGCCAGUAUGUGGCACAGAUCAUCGCACUUACAGUAACGAAUGUAUGUUUUGCAUGCUAACGCAAAACAAAAGAUUUCCAGUCAGAAUACUUCAAGAUAAUAAAUGUGAUAUUGAGUGCCCCCAAUAUUCUGAAAUGUGUACCAUGGAAUACUUACCUCUCUGUGGAUCUGAUGGAAAGAAUUAUAGCAACAAAUGUUUGUUUUGCAAUGCUGUUAUGAGGAGCCGUGGUGCACUUUUUUUGGCAAAGCAUGGAGAGUGCCAGUCUCCCUGA